AUGCCUUCUAUGAAAGUUGAAGGAGAUAGUGAUGGGGACGGAGAUAUGUCUGGUGGGGACACUGAAAGAUCUGGAGGAUCUUCUAGGGGUCCAGAUCGUGACUCUAGCGCUGAGGAGGCUGAUGAACCGGACUCCGAUGACUCCUCGGAGAUGGAUGAAAGCGAAUGUGAGAGGCGACGAAACGAGUGCCUCGAUAAUUUAGCAAACCUGGAGCGACAAUUCACGGUGCUCCGUGAGCAGCUAUACAAUGAGAGGGUUAAGCAUGUGGAGUACCAGCUAGCGGAGGUGCGCGGUGGACGAUCCCAAGAGUACCUCGGGCCUUUAAGAAGGCUUCAAGAGAACAUGCGUGUGAGGAUCGAAGUGGCUGGUAUCCUGAAGCAGAUGCGUAUAGAGAACAUCAAGCACAUAUACGACGCUGAGGAGCAGGCGGCGCAACAGCAUUUCAAGGUCAGUGCUGAUCUCUAUCGAAGAGCAUCUGUC
This is a messenger RNA of Iphiclides podalirius (scarce swallowtail), 480 nucleotides long. The record is from the annotation of a GenBank genome assembly. Lineage: Eukaryota; Metazoa; Arthropoda; Insecta; Lepidoptera; Papilionidae.